Brenthis ino (lesser marbled fritillary) is the source of this 279-nucleotide messenger RNA. NCBI's taxonomy places the organism in Eukaryota, Metazoa, Arthropoda, Insecta, Lepidoptera, Nymphalidae. The record is from the annotation of a GenBank genome assembly.
AUGGACACCCAUACAAUAUUAUCGAUAUCGAUACUCGCGUCACCUGUCAGGCUGUCACUAACCGCGGGGGCCGGGCGGCAGGUGCGAGCAGACGCGGCGGCGCGCCAGUCUCCCGCGGCAUUGGCCCUGACUACACGUCGCGCUCACAUCGACACCUAUCGACACGUGCGUGGCGCAACCCUAUUUAACGUUCCAUUUUUAAAGUGUCAGUGGCUUCGGGAUUUUUUUAUGCCAGUACUAAUUGAUAAUUCGAACAUAAUUCGGACGUGUAGUGCAGUG